Amyelois transitella is the source of this 1616-nucleotide messenger RNA. It is a transcript of the gene twf, whose product is annotated as twinfilin. Lineage: Eukaryota; Metazoa; Arthropoda; Insecta; Lepidoptera; Pyralidae. The coding region runs from base 144 to 1175 and encodes 343 amino acids. Gene Ontology annotation, biological process: barbed-end actin filament capping; positive regulation of neuron projection development; actin filament depolymerization. The record is from RefSeq and is a predicted model, not a curated record. Gene Ontology annotation, molecular function: actin filament binding; actin monomer binding. The transcript is spliced from 9 exons. Gene Ontology annotation, cellular component: cytoplasm; myofibril; actin filament.
AUCCCAUCACCUCAAAAGGUAUUUAGCUAAGUUGGUCUGUCGGCAAUUUUUAUCAAAUAUUUCUAAUUUCGAUUGCUAACGUUAUUCCUCUAUCAUAUCGGUGUUAGGUUUGUUUAAUAAUUAUUUCAUAGUUACCAUUCAUAAUGUCUCACCAAACUGGCAUACAAGCAAAUGCGGAGGUUAAGAAGUAUUUCGGGAAAUGCAGGGAUGGCAAAAUACGAUUUCUGAAAAUCAGCAUAGAAAAUGAACAACUAGUGCUAGCAAAAUAUCAUGCUGUAAAAGGUUCAUGGGAACAGGAUUUCGAAAAAUAUGUACCAUCACUCGUUGUGGAAGACCAGCCUUGCUACAUUUUAUUCAGGUUCGACUCUACAAACUCCCUGGGAUACGAGUGGCUGCUCCUCAGUUGGUCUCCAGACAGUGCCCCAGUGCGACAGAAAAUGCUUUACGCAUCAACAAAAGCCACCUUGAAGCAAGAGUUUGGGUCGGCCCAUAUUAAAGACGAGAUGCAUGCUACUGUAAAGGAAGAAGUAAGUCUGAAGGGCUACAAGGCACAUUUGACUGGCAUCAGCGCCCCAGCACCGCUCACGGACAGAGAGGAAGCCCUCAAGGAAUUGCAACAGAGCGAGCAUCAUAUCAACUAUAGCACUGAUUCAAGGCAGUCAACAAUGGGUGGAGUUGCAUUCCCAAUCACGGAAGCAGCAGAACAGGGUAUUAUUGACCUCCAAAGAGGUUCAUACAACUACUUACAGUUUAAAAUAGACCUAGAAGAGGAGAAAAUCCACUUAGCAAAAGCCGCAAAGAUAUCCCUGGUAGAGUUACCUCAGCAAGUCCCCAGUGACCAGGCGCGGUAUCACCUCUACAUCUUCCCACACACACAUGAGGGUGAUCAUAUGGAGAGUAUUGUAUUCAUCUACUCCAUGCCUGGUUACUCGUGCAGCAUAAAGGAAAGGAUGAUGUAUUCGAGUUGUAAAGGACAGUUCCUAGAUAUCAUUGAGAAAAUGGGAUUGGAAAUUGCCAAAAGACUUGAAAUUGAUGACGGCAAGGAGUUGACGGAGGAAUUUCUAUACGACGAGAUUCAUCCGAAGAGGAAUCUUCACAGGCCCGCAUUUGCCAAGCCCAAAGGUCCUCCAAACAGAGGCGCCAAGCGUAUCACUAAGUCCCAAUCAGCUCAAUAGGUUAAGUUUAAAUUUUUUUCGUCGUUACUCGAUCAAGUCAAGCGCAUAGGAAAGUUAUUGUUAAACGACCUUUUUUGGGUUGAAAAAUAAAGUCAAGGUGUAGUUGAAACUUUGGAGACUAUGUCCAGAAGAGGUGUCAAGGUACAAGGUGUUCACUUCGAGAUUUUUGGCUUACCUACACCUAGGUAGUAGCUGUACUGUAAUGACUUGACAUUUGCUAAGCGAAAAUAUGGUAAAUGUAAUUUUACACAAUAAAAUAUAUGAUGUUGCUGCAAUAAAAAUAAUCGAUUAUAUUUUUACGAUUAAUGUAUUUAGGAAACAAAUCAUAGUCGCUCCUAUUAUAAUAACAGCAUGGUAAUAUGAAUAAUGUUAAUUUUCGUUAAAGGGAAACGAUAUUACUAAGAAAUUACCAAAUUUGACUUUUAUUUAAGUUUGUAUUUC